Molecule: messenger RNA, 857 nt
Organism: Acanthocheilonema viteae
Lineage: Eukaryota; Metazoa; Nematoda; Chromadorea; Rhabditida; Onchocercidae
Source: the annotation of a GenBank genome assembly
AUGAUGGGAACGUUUAGAUUACCAUGUAAUUAUGAAUGGCAUACAUCAGAAUGGUCAAAAUGUAGUACGGAAUGUGGUCAUGGACAUAAUUCAAGACGUGUGGUAUGCGCUAUCCAUCAGUUAGGUGAUCUUGCAGUGGUAGAUGAUGGACAUUGUAAUUUAAAGAAUAAACCAGAAAAAAUUAAAAAUUGUACAAAUGAAGAGAAAUGUAAUGGAACAUACUAUACAGGUCCAUGGAGUAAAUGUUCAGCUGAAUGUGGUGGCGGAACGCAGUAUCGAAUGAUUGUUUGCUUAAAUUAUGAUAAAAAACCUGUUCCGGAAUGGUGUGAUGAAGCGGAAAAACCACCAGAGGAACAGGAGUGUAACGUAGAAGCUUGUCCAACAUGCGAUGAUAGCGAAUUUGGAUGUUGUCCGGAUAAUGUAACGAUUGCAACCGGUCCAUAUUUGGCGGGAUGUUCAAACUGUUCCAGUUCCAUGUUUGGCUGCUGUAAUGAUAAUAUAACGGAAGCACAAAGCAUUAGCAGAGAGGGAUGUGCCGAAUUCGUUGAGAUUGAAGGAAGUGGUGAAGAAAGCGAACAAUUCGUUAAAUCUCGUGAGGAUGAACUUUGCGAAGUAGUAAAUGAUGAAACUGGUGAGAAAGCAAUGAUUGCAUGUGGGAAUGAUACCAUCGAUAAUAGAAGUGGUACCAUCGAUGCUAUUGAAAAAUUAUUGUUAGAUGUUGAAGACUUAUUUUUCAAUGGUACUUAUGAUAAUGAGACAAAACAUUGCACGCAAACAGAAUUUGGUUGCUGUCCAGAUUGGACAGCAAUUGCUGAAGGGAAAAAUAACGAAGGCUGUCCACAAUUUGUGCUUGGUAG